UUACCCAUGAAUCGGACACUUUUGGAUGAUCUAACCGGCUGAAGAAGACUUCUUUGACUAAAGGAUCGCUAGAGAAUUGUCGAGGAUGAAGUGUUGUGCGGAGGUGUGGAGGGCUUUACCGGGGACGAUCCUCUGCGCUUUCCUAUUCACCCUGCUUCUCCCGGCUAACGUUUUGACAGCUCAAGAAUUCCGAAUUCGCCCCACAAACAAGAGUGUAAUACUAGGCCAGACUACCAUUUUGCCAUGUGAAGUUGACAAUGUUGUUGGAAAAGUGCAGUGGACUCUCAAUGGAUUUGCCCUGGGUUUUAACCGGGACAUUCCUGGUUACAGGAGAUAUAAGAUGCUGGGUGAGGAAUCAGCAGGGGAGUUUGGGUUGAUGAUUUCUGAUGUUCGACUGACUGAUGACGCAGAGUUUCAGUGUCAGGUUGGACCCGCGGAUGGCCAGCCCCCUAUACUGGCCUCUGCAUACCUCACAGUACAAGUGCCCUGUGAGGCCCCGCAGAUACAGCGUUACCCCAACGGCUCUGAGGUGCAGGUGCCCCACACCCAGUCGCUUGUCCUUCUUACAUGUGUCGCCAAAAAUGGGCGACCAGCGGCGACUAUCACCUGGCUCAAGGACAAUGAGCCAAUCACAAAAUCAGGAGACAUAAACACCAAAGUAGAGAGUGCUGGGAAUAAGAAAGAGAAUGCCAUAAGCGUGCUGACAAUACGUCCAGAGUUCCACCCUGACAUGAGUGAUAUCUACUAUACCUGCCAGGCCAAGAAUGAUGCCUUAGCAGAGCCAUUGUCCACCACAGUCAAGAUGGUCAUUCAGUACCCCCCAGGCCCGCCAGAGAUCUCAGGCUAUACCAAUGGCCAGGCAAUCCGUGCAGGGGACACAUUGAAACUGGUUUGUGUCUCAAAGGGAGGUAACCCACUGGCACAGGUGAUAUGGUUUAAAAAUGAUCAAGAAGUGGACUUUUCAUACACAGGGGGGAACAACAAGGCCGUGAAUGAGCUGGCCUUCACUGUGCAGGCCACAGAUAAUGAUGCUGUGUACAAGUGUGAGGCCUCCAAUGUCAUCCCUUCCCCAAGACCCCUUACAGCAUCCUACAAACUCAUUGUGCACUUCGCUCCAACAAAAGUUGAGAUAAGUGGUCAGAAGCUUGCCAAGGCAGGUGAAGAGGUAACGUUGAGUUGUGUGACCACAAACAGUAAUCCAGCUGCUGUGGUCACCUGGUUUGCUAAGGGGAAGCAACUGCAGCUGCCGAAGUCGGCGACGCGUGUGGAGCCUUCUCCUGAUGGGGGUUACAUCACCCACUCUGAUGUCACUGUCCAGCUGACAGACCAGGAAAACAACGUCAUCUACUCAUGUCAGGCCACGAACAGUGUAUUAGGUCUGACUGUGACGGAUGCAGUCACCCUCAGCGUUCUCUACCCGCCCAAUCCACCCAUCAUCCCAGACUACACAUCUGCCUCGGCCGCCAUUGCUGGAGAGCUCAAGAGAAUGAGUUGUACCUCAGUGGGUGGCAACCCUCCCGCUACUCUCAAGUGGUUUAAAGGUGAUACACCUCUGGAUUCGGAGGUAAAGAAGGUGGGCACCAUCGUGACGGCGGAUGUAGCUGUGGUGCUGAAGCCGGAUGAUAAUGGUGCUGUCUACAAAUGUCAAGCCUCAAACGAAGCUACCACUGAGCCACUAGAAACAAGCAUCACUUUAAAAGUUUACUAUCCUCCGGAGACUGUCAACAUCACAGCAGCCCCGUCCGACCCGAGAGUUGGCCAAAAGAUGAAUUUAACCUGCGUCUCGUCGCCUAGCAACCCAGCCGCUGUCAUCACCUGGAUUAAAGAUGGCUACCAGAUAGAUGGGAAUGACGGAGGACAGACGGAUACAAAAUGGGGUGGGAAGAUAACAACCAACCGUCUAGAAAUCGUCCCUACUUCAGAUGACCAUGAACAGGUUUACGGUUGCCGAGCAACUAACCAAGUCCUUGACCAAUCAGUGAAUGAUGCUGUAACUUUAGAUAUUUUGUUCAAACCAGAAUUUGACAUGGAAGUGUCACCCGCAAUCAUCCUUAUUGUGGAAGGUGAGAGUAAAGUGGUGAACUAUACAGUAAAGGCCAAUCCGACGGAGGUAACGUAUUAUCUGCAGCGAGAUGGGAUACGGCUCAGUCUAGAGGAUGACUUACCUCGCUUCUCCAUCAACGCUGGACUCUUGUCUAUCGAGGAAGUGGAGAAGGGAGAUUCUGGGCUCUAUACUCUGGAGGCUGAGAAUGCUGAGGGGUCCACACUGCUUAACAUCACAGUUGACGUUCAGUUCCCAGCCACCAUUUCAAGCAUCUCCACCCCAGUAUUCAAACAGGAGGGAGAAGUGGCGUUCUUUGAAUGCGUGGCUGAGGCCAACCCCCUUCCUCCAGACUCUGUCACCUGGACGAGAGAGAAUUAUGAACCAUUCGCCUCAAAAACCAAGCAGGAGUAUAAGAAUGGGCGCUCUGUGCUGACUGUGUAUGACCUGGAGAGGACGGAUACUGGAGCGUUUACCUGUACAGCCUUUAAUGGGAUCGGUGAAUCCGUCACUGAGCUGGCACAUUUGAUUGUCAAAUUUUCUCCGGUAAUUGACAAAUCCAGAGAAUAUGGCAAAUCUGCUAGUGAUAAGGGUGCCACGGGCCGUCUGCUGUGUAAAGCCCAGGGAGCACCAAAUAUUACAUUCACCUGGAUGAAGGGUGAGGAAGUUAUCAACACUGCUGGACCAAAGUAUGGGGUUGAGUCGAAACCACAAGAAAUGUACAGCAUAGACUAUGAAAAUGUCCUGCUGGUCAAUGAUGUGGUGAAGAAGGAUUAUGGGACAUACACAUGUAAAGCCACCAAUGACGAGGGUGAAGACUCAUUUGACAUCAUCUUAGACGGGACAAGCAAGCCUGACCCGCCAUACAACAUACGCUUUGUGAAUGCCACGCACAACUCUGUGACAAUUGCGUGGACACGGGGUUUUGAUGGAGGCCUCCCACAGACGUUUAGAGUCCGGUACAAACCUACAGGCGAUGAAGGUUACACUUAUGUUGAUGUUAAACCCAAUAACAUCACAGUCUACACAGUUACAGGGUUAAAACUCGGGACACAUUAUGAGCUUACAUUGCUGGCCUUCAAUGACCUUGGGGAGAGUGAAUACAAUAUAGACGGAAUUGUAGCCAAAACUUCCAGUGUUGCUCCUCCGGAGGAGACCACCACCUCAAGUUUCUCUGGUCAGGAUGAGGUACCUUUGAUCAUCAUUCUUGUCGUUUGCAUCGUCGGUGUCUUCCUCCUAGCCUUAAAUGUUGCACUUAUCCUCUACUUCAUCCGCAGAAGAAGGAAACGAUUAGAAAAUGGCAGUGACUCCACCAGCCAGACUAACACUAUAGAGCUGUAUGGGCCGAGUAAGGAGACAGCCCUUUACCCAAUGUCACCCUCAGAGGUAGAUUCAAGGAGUUACACCAGCUACGACAAAACUAUAGAUGACUUUUCAGAUGACCUCAAUAAGUCCUAUGACUGCUCGUUACAGGACGAUGAUGUCAAACGUGUGUUUUUACCUCCCCAUGAUUACUCUGGUCGGCCAUACACGCCGUCACGACAUGACUCGCCGCGACUGUCUCAUCAGCGGAAAUACCCCUCGUCUCAGACCACUUACCUGGACGACAGUGACAGGAAGUCACCAUGGAGAUCUGAAGAUCGUAACACAUACAGAUCAGCAACACCAGUUAGAAAAGGCAAUAGCACGUUUGAUGGCCCGCCACGGGGAGAGAUUCCAUAUAAUGACCAGAUCCGACAUAAGAGUCGGUCUGGGAUUGUGUACGACCCUGCUGGCAAUGUGAUUGGUCGAGAAGACACCAGGCCCAAGGUAGGACCAUGGGUCCUGAAUGCAAAUAGCCUAAAUGUAGAUGCUGACCGGCCAGCCAGUAGGAACUCCAGUAAAAAUCCCCCUCCCCCACCCAUACGUUCUUCAAGUCGUGGGGCCGCGGAUAUCCCCCCAGUCCCCGCACGGAACUACUCCCCACAGGAGAUGCCCCCACGCUAUGGCCCCCCUCCAGGAAGCCUGGUGAACUCGAUGUCAAACCCGACGUAUGAAGGUCCGAAUCCCCAAAGAAGUACAAGUCCGCGAGGAAAAGUGGAUGUGAGGGGACAUCUGGUGUAGUUAAGAUAGACGAUGACUUUGCCAAUGUUAGUUGGGAGGAUGUGUAUUGGACAAGAUCUAAACACUGACUGUGAACAGCUGUACCAGAUAGACAGUGGCUGUGCCAAUGUCAGAUUGGAAGGCUGUGUAUGGGACAAGACCUAAACACUGACUGUGAACAGCUGUACCAUAUAGACAAUGGCUGUGCCGAUACCAGAUUAGAAGGAUGUGAAUGAGACUGGAUCUAAGCACUGACUGUGAAGAGCUGCACCAUAUAGACAAUGACUGUGCCAAUGCCAAAUUGUGAGGAUGUGUGUGGGACUCGAUCAAAACACUGACACUGAACAGCUGUAUCAUAUAUAGACAAUGGCUGUGCUGAUGCCAGAUUAGCAGGAUGUGUGUAGGAUGUAGACAGUGGGAGCAGCUGUGAUCUGUGUACAGUAUCUAGAGUGUUGAUGUGGGACAUACAGGGUCCCAGUCUGUGCAGUGAUGUGACUGGGUUUAGAUCAGCUGUCAGAAAUAACUCCCUCUUCUUCCCAAGGGUCUAGUGUAUAUGUUGGGGUGAGGAGCUGAUGGUGACCCCUCUGGCCAAGAGCUGCCCACAGCAGUGAAGAGCGGAUUUCCUAUAGACAUUAGGUGAAAAGAUUCAGGAUUGAUAAUCCUAUUUCAAAAAGUGAGGGCGAAAGUACAUUUGGCACGUAUUAGCCUCUGCCAUGAGGAUGGAGAAUUCAGGGGGGUGUAGCUAUGCGCCUGACCUGUGUCACAGGGAUGGGCUGUGUUGUGCCUAACACUUCAUUGCACCUGUUUGUCUGAGAUACCAGAGACUGGCCUGCAAUACUGUGUUGAUGUGAUGGGGGCCUAGAAGUUGGCAUAGAGAACUUUGCUGAGCCAAGUGUCAUAAGUAGUCGCUGUUUGUUUACAACUGUAGGCAGCUAGCAAACUGUAAACAGGAGGCAAAACAAACUUUUACUGGGUCACAUAUAAUAAUAUUUUGGUGCUGAUAAACUGAAGGACUGCUCUGCUGUAGAAUCCAGAAAACCUUCUGGUCCUUUCUACAAUCCUUCUUUGUAUUUCUCUACUCCUGUGGCAUAAUUUUGCUUGGUAGAAUACUAGGCAACUGUGUUGAUGUGGACACUGGACUGUUAUGUCUAGGGCAUCCUGAUGUCGUGUCAGUUUUGAUAAAAUGCAUAAGGUUCAUAUUGAUAUGACUGUAGUUCCACUUAGAAUCGGCUCUAUACUGAGUUCUUCUAGAAGCCGUCUACAUGUGCAGGUACUGUUUGUUGACUUAAGCAUGUGGCUUCAGUCCCCAUUGAAUUGCCAGCAGUAGUUUGUUUGUGUUCAUUUGCCAGUUAAAAUGUUGUUUAAUUUGAAAAGAACAGUCAGGUUUGUGAUCACCUGCCAUGUUGGAAUAUUAUGUAUUAUAACUAUUAUAUAAUAUAUAUAGCAUGCACGUACAUGUAUAUGAAGCAUAUCAAAAGACAAGUAAAAAUCUCCUGUUGUGGUAUAAACUAUUGAAUGCUUUUCAGUUUAAGCUAUAAGAGGACAGUGGGUAUGUGCAGCCUAUUGAUACCUAUUGGGUCCCAGAGUAUGGCAAUCAUAUCUGUAUAGAAGUCUGUGCAGUAAGAAGUCUCAGAUUGUGACUGGUGUCUGGUUUACAUUAUCCCAGCAUUGAAGAAGAAGGUGUUUUUAGGAGUUUGCAGAUUUGGGGGACAAGAUGGUGGUCUGGAUGCAGCAUUUCUUUUAGAGUCAUUCUAUACAUUGGAAUCAUAAAUCAGCUUAUAUUGCAUCAUGACAAUCUCAUAUCUCAGUUGCAUCACCAAAAGUAACCAGUUCUUGCCACCAUUCUCAUUAAGUAAAGGCCCAGUUGCACAAAAGCUACUUAUGACCUACUGGUGUGUGGUUCGCUGUGAUCUUUUCUUUGUUGUCAGUAAUGGCUGAUUUACACAGAUUGAAAUUGACGAAAGUUUAUAUAUGAUUGUUUGCACUGUCCAUUCAAUGCUGAGCUGACUAAUUGGAAUUGAUAACUAUCCAUAUUUUCAGAUUCAUCAAAAUGUACCAAGAUCCUGCACUACUUAAUUGUUGCAGCCUCAAUCCAGGAUUGUGACAGUCCUCAACAAUUUUUGGUUUGCAGGCUGUCCUAACUACUCGUAAGUGUAUGUGCGAGCCUUAAAGUGGCAACUGAUCAUAGGUUUUUGAUACAGUGUGAACCUGACAAGUAUAAUGGAGAAGUGACUCCCAGGAUUGUGUUUAGUUUGGAAUUGGUUUGAGAUGGAUCUGAAACAUUUUGGCCAUGAAAUCGGUGAU
Molecule: messenger RNA, 6427 nt
Organism: Liolophura sinensis
Lineage: Eukaryota; Metazoa; Mollusca; Polyplacophora; Chitonida; Chitonidae
Product: nephrin-like
Exons: 21
Coding region: 86-4144 (1352 amino acids)
Biological process (GO): cell-cell adhesion
Cellular component (GO): plasma membrane; cell-cell junction
Molecular function (GO): cell adhesion molecule binding
Source: RefSeq, a predicted model, not a curated record